CUGCUGAAUGUGGCGUCUAACGUCAGCACUCGCCUGCUAGCAGUUAGCCAUCUGAUAUUUAAAUUUCGCAUGGAUGUUUUAUGUAGUGAAGUCCACGCAGCAGAGUCUGUUGCCUACCUCAACAGGGCGCUGGUCAGGCUCCAGGACAUUUGGGAAGAAAUAGGAAUCCCAGAGGAGCAGCGACUACAGAGAACCAACGAUGUUCACAAGCACAUAAAAGGCUUGCUGGACCUUAUGAUUGCUGAAGAGGAGGAACUGAGGAAAGGAUUACUGAAAAGCAUUGAGUCUUGUCGCAAGGAGCUUAGUGACUUGUACAGCGAACUUCAGAUGCCCCCCUUUGAGGAGGAGGAUGGCUGCACCAUACUGCAGAUGGAGAGGAAUAGCCGCACCCGUCUGGAGGUGAUGAGGAAGCACAAGAGCCAGAGAGUGGAGGAGCUUAAGGGCCUUGUUCUCAAAGACCGAGACCUGUGCGACAUUAUGUGCACGACUCCCUUCUCCAUCAAUCAGAGCUCUGUGCCAUCACUGAAUCAGCUGGAGGCUUACCGGGCCUACCUGGAUGAUCUCACCAAAGAGAAGGUGCUUGGUGUUGUUUCAGAGCACCGCCAUGAUGAAUUUGUAAGCAUCAAAAAGGAAAUUGUUGUUUGUAUGGACGAUCUGGAGCAGAGCCCAGAGACCAGCUUUGAGACGGACGUGAUGUGUGAGGAUGAGGAGGCCUUUUGUCUGUCAAAUGACAAUAUUUCUGCUCUUAAACUUCUUCUCAGUCAGUUACAAGAGCGAAAGGCUGAGACUGAACUCCUUUGCUCCGGUUUACGAACAAAGAUCCAGGAGCUGUGGGAAAGGCUUCAGAUUCCUCAGGAAGAAAGGGAUGCCCUCUCUGAACACAUGGUCAAAUCAAAGAAGAAAAACAUUGAAGCACUCCAGACAGAGGUCCAGCGUCUACAGCUGCUGAAAAUGCAGAGCAUGAAAAGUGUCAUCGAGGCAAUCAGAGCAGAGAUGAUUCUUCUGUGGAAGAGGUGCUUCUACAGCCCUGAACAGCAGCAAGCUUUUGCUCCAUUUCAUGAUGAUGAUUUCACUGAAGACCUUCUCGAUAUCCAUGAAGCCGAGGUCAGAAACCUGAAGAACUACUAUGACGACCACAGGGAGCUUUUUGAGGGAGUCUCCAAGUGGCAGGAAAACUGGACCUUGUACUUGGAGCUUGACAAAAAGGCUAAUGACCCUUCCAGGUUUAACAACAGAGGGGGAAACCUUCUGAAAGAAGAAAAGCAAAGAACUGACCUGCAGAAAAGUUUGCCCAAAUUGGAGAAAACCCUGAAGGUGCAGAUUGACGCUUGGGAGCAGGAUCAUGGGAAGGAGUUCCUGGUGAACGGACAGGAAUUUCUUACCUACGUGCAGCAGCAGUGGGAGCAGCACCAUGAGGAGAAGGAGAAGGAGAAACUUGAGAGGCAACUGAAGAAGACUAAGCAGACAAAAGAAGAUAUGCUGUACGGGACAUCGGUGAGAACGCCGUCGAAACGGCGAAUGGCGGGAACUCCCACACCCAGCAAAGUGAAAAAGCUCAACGGCACGACCACCAUCUCCACUCCAACCAGUUUCCUCAAUUCAGGCCUCGGUGGAACCAUUUGCCAGUCUUCCAUGCAGAAACCCCCUCUGUCUGCCAGCAAGGGUUUUGGCCUGCGGACCCCGGGACAUGGCAAGACGCCCCGGGCUUUAGACCGAAACAAGGAAAACAUCUCCCAUCUUAACAGAAACACUCCAUGUGGCACACCAAGGUCUCAGGAUACUCAAGAUCGCACCUUCACCUUUAACGCUAUUGCUGGCUCCUAUUCGGAAUUUACGAGAGACCUCACGAAGGCUUCUAAAUCGAAUGUGAAGACGGGACUGCUCAACUCAACCGUCAGUCACCACUGA
Molecule: messenger RNA, 1908 nt
Organism: Menidia menidia (Atlantic silverside)
Lineage: Eukaryota; Metazoa; Chordata; Actinopteri; Atheriniformes; Atherinopsidae
Source: the annotation of a GenBank genome assembly